This is a messenger RNA of Populus nigra (black poplar), 522 nucleotides long. RefSeq lists its product as uncharacterized. Bases 1 to 522 code for a protein of 173 amino acids. Lineage: Eukaryota; Viridiplantae; Streptophyta; Magnoliopsida; Malpighiales; Salicaceae. The record is from RefSeq and is a predicted model, not a curated record. The transcript has a single exon.
AUGAACAAGAUCACCAAAAUUCCAGUAUGGAUUCAGAUAUAUGAUCUACCUUUUCUUUUAUGGACAAAUGAGGGUUUAAGUGAGGUAGCCAGUAUUGUGGGCCAACCACUCUCUUGUGAUGAGUUGACACUUGGAUGUAAGUGCUUAGACUACGCGCGGUUGUGUGUGGAGGUAGAUGCAUCUCUACCAUUUGUCCAAAAAUUUGAAAUUGAGUUCUCCGCUACUAUCAGAGAAGUUCAUGUGAACUAUGAAUGGAAGCCGAAGAGAUGUGAAAAGUGCCAAGUUUUUGGUCACUUAUGUCAGCCUUCAGCUGAUAAGCAGGUUAACAGUGAUGCCUUUCCUAGUCAUCAGGGUAAAGGUAAUGCCUUACCUGCCAUAGACACAGAUGAUAAGCAGGUUAACGGUGAUGCCUCUUCUAGUCAUCAGGGUAAAGGUAAUGCCAUUACCUCUCCUGCCACAAACACAUAUGAGAUGUCCUCUGAAGACUUAGAUUCCUCAGCUGAGACAGAGACAGAUUCCUGA